UGUCGAAUGCCCUUAAUUGUUAUACGCUGCAAUUGACGGUAGGCAGGGCCCAUUUAUGCAUGGACAUUAUGGGUAUUUGUCCGGUAUAUCGUCUGCUAAGAUCUAUGUAUCUUUUACGGUGAUAUAGUUUCCCGUAUAGACAUGAUCCGAGAUUAAAAGUUUCUCAUCAGAACAUUUUGUUUUGAUGCAAGCCUCAAAUAGCUCAAAUAUACUGUCACAAAUAUUGACUGUUGAUCGAACAGGGCCGUAUAAUAAUAUGACCACAUGUUUCCUAAUUCCCGCCAAAAGUUGGCAUUGCAUUGAUAAUAGUGUACACAAAAAAGAAACUGUUAAAUUGAUUAAGGUUACUACAGAUUACCGACUAUAGUGGGAACUGCAAGUCUAGACUAGAUAUCAAAUGGCUAUUAUAAAUUAUGAUUGCCGAACAAUGAUCUGUCAUUAGUCGUCACUUUUUUAGGUGUUAUAGAAUUCCGGUCUAAAGUUUAAAACAAGUUCAAAUUUGAGUACUGGUGGUUUAUUUAAAUUGAUUGCACUGUAAACAUUUUUGACUUGUCGAAUCUUAGUACAAAAAAUUUAACAUAGUGCUAAACAAAAUCAUGCCUAGAAACGUAGAGAUCAAAGCACGCGUCGAAGACUUGGAGAUUGUCAGACAGCGCAUUUUGGCAUUAAAGUCGAAUGCUAUCUAUGACGUCCGACCAGAUUCUAUGGUCAUAAAGCAAGAAGAUUCAUUUUUCAAUUUGCCGACCGGUAAAUGUGGCAAAUUGAAACUCAGAAAAAUGGGUCAAGUUCAAGAGUUAAUUUAUUAUGACCGGGAAGAAAGCUCAGGACCAAAGUUAAGUUCUUAUAGUAAAUGUGAAGUUAACGAAAAUAUAGAAAAAGUACUUACAAAUGCUUUAGGUAGGUGGGGAAUUGUAAAAAAGGAGAGAAAAUUAAUAAUGGUUGGCCAAACAAGAGUGCAUUUUGAUAGUGUUGAUGGUCUUGGGGAUUUUGUAGAAUUAGAAGUAGUUUUAAAUGAUAGCCAAACAGUUGAAGAUGGACAAUCAAUUGCAAAAGACCUGAUGUCUCAUAUGGGAAUUGAAGAAAAAGACUUAAUAUCUGUAUCAUAUGUUAACAUGCUUAUCAAAAAUAAAUAAAAAAGAUUUCUACGA
This is a messenger RNA of Melanaphis sacchari, 1148 nucleotides long. RefSeq lists its product as uncharacterized. The record is from RefSeq and is a predicted model, not a curated record. The coding region runs from base 597 to 1133 and encodes 178 amino acids. The transcript is spliced from 3 exons. Lineage: Eukaryota; Metazoa; Arthropoda; Insecta; Hemiptera; Aphididae.